AUGGCCGAACGGGUGGGGGUAGCCUUGGGCGGUGGUGCUGGAGCAUCCAAGCCGGGAGGCUCUCGAGGAGCUCGCGGGCACCGGCUGAUGGUCCCACCUCCGGGAUACAAGUUCAUACCACGCACUGAGCAUGUCUGUCAAGAGAUGGGCUGCUUCGAGUGCUAUGACAUCUAUUGCGAGCGCUGUGAAUCCAAGGAUCGGCGAAUCAUCGAGCUAGAAAUGCGAAACACAGAACUGGUGAAGCAUAUCACCUUGUUGCAGGCCCGCCUUUUCCCUCGCGACGGUCAGGGCCCAGGAGCCCGGCCGAACGCCAGCGGUGCAGGUGCAGGGGCAGGGGGUGAGCCUUUCGCCUAUGUGCAAAGCCCUGUUAUGUACGAUCCUGGAAUGGGCAUUCAGUACCAAGCCACGACGACAUUUAGCGCUGCCGGACCGUCUGGCGGCAAGCCGUAA
Messenger RNA from Symbiodinium sp. CCMP2592, 450 nucleotides. Lineage: Eukaryota; Dinophyceae; Suessiales; Symbiodiniaceae. The record is from the annotation of a GenBank genome assembly.